GCCUCCGUGUCUCAGUCCCUAUUGUAAGCGGGCGUUUCUUGAGGCGAACCAUGCAUUCAGGCUGACGGUCACUUCGGUCGGCAGCUUGGUGGCAUGUCCAUUGGUAGUCCGCAAUGGGUUCCUUGGGUUCUGCAGGAGGAUAAGGCGUUGGAAGUUUUGAAGGCUGCAUGGGACAGCGGCGUCAACACUAUCGAUACUGCGAAUGCUUACUCUAACGGAGAAUCCGAGAGGGUCAUCGCCAAGUUCAUCAAGCAGAACAACAUCCCGCGAGAGAACAUCGUCAUCCUAGACAAGAUCGGCUUCCCAGUGGCGCCCGACGUAGGAACGUUCACCUUUGGAAUGUUCGACGGGGACACCCGCGACUACGUCAACCGCACCGGCCUCUCGCGCGCGGCGAUCUUCAACGAAGUGGACGCGUCGCUCAGGAGGCUCGAGACGACGUACAUUGACCUUCUGCAGAUCCAUGUCUUCGACAGCACCGUCCCGAUUGAGGAGACGAUGAAGGCGCUGCACGACCUCGUCAGCAGCGGGAAGGUCCGCUACAUCGGCGCAUGCAACCUGCGCGCCUGGCAGCUCGCCGAGGCGAACCACGUCGCGGAGCUGCAUGGAUGGACACAGUUCACCUGUGUGCAAGUCGAACACUCCCUCCUUUACCGGCCACAAGAAGUGGAGAUGUUCGCGUACUGCGCGCACAAAGGCAUCGGUGUCAUCUCCUACUCACCUCUCAUGGACGGCCAUCUUGCACGGCCCAUCGAGACCGAGACCUUCCGCACGCAGAACAUCAACGGCACGCCCUUCGAGAAGAAGCGACGCCCGAGCGACCACGCAAUCAUCAAGCGCGUGCAAGAACUAGCGGACAAGCAUGACUGGUCCAUGGCCCAAGUCGCACUUGCAUGGUCGAACACGAAGGUGUCCAGUCUCAUUGUUGGCGCAAACUCGCCCGAUCGUCUGAGGGGGUGCAUCACAACGGGAAAGACUCUGACACCGGAGGAUAUUGCAUACCUGGAAGCACCGUAUGAGUAUCAGCCAUACAGAUACUAACUUUGCGACUUUUCCCGAGUAGCUAGCUCUUGGGUUUUAUGUGCGGCGCACGCUAUGUAUGAGUG
Molecule: messenger RNA, 1106 nt
Organism: Rhodofomes roseus
Lineage: Eukaryota; Fungi; Basidiomycota; Agaricomycetes; Polyporales; Fomitopsidaceae
Product: Aldo/keto reductase
Exons: 7
Coding region: 94-1041 (315 amino acids)
Source: RefSeq, a predicted model, not a curated record